UGUGUGGUGAGUUUGAGCGGCGCUUUGGUGAUUAUUGAAUUAAUUAAAGUGAGUUCAGAGUCCUGUAUCGGUAUUUAGAGUGAGUGGCGCGUGUCUGUCGUCGCUGAAGUCGUUUAAACCCGUUUUUAAGCGUUAAUCGUGUUUCAGGACACGCAGUCAAACUCUUAUCCAGCCCUGUAACGGUUUGCUAUUUCCCACCGCUGCUGCGGCAAGCCACGCCCCCUAUGCUGAGAUUUGAUCACAGGCCUCGCCCCCUCGCUAUGAUUGGCGGCUGGGAAACCAAACAACGCCCACAUUCUGGACUUCCUAGUGGAAUUUGGACUUUGAGCUUGUAGGACGGCCAUGACUGUGAGCUCAGGAUUUGUCCCACAUACAGACACAUCCACAGCUGUGAGCUCAGGAUCUCCAACCAGAGUCCAUCUGCCUUCUGUUUUAAACCAGUGUUGAAUUAAAUCAGUUAAAACCAUCUUCUUCAUCAUCAUCAUCAUCAUCAUCAUCUCCAUCUUCCUCUCCUUCUUCUACAGCCAUGUCGGUGAAAGAGUCCAAGCCAAAUCUCACCGUUUCCCAAGCUACCGACAUCACAGGACGACUUUUUGGCCUGACAGUGUCCAGCAUCCGUCCACUGCCCAGUUACGAUGACCAGAACUUCCACGUGGUCUCUUCAGAAGGUGGACAGUAUGUGCUGAAGGUCAUGAACUUGGCAGACAGCCAGAAUCUCCCUCUGCUGGAGGUCCAAACCCACACCAUGAACUUCUUAUGGCAGAGAGGACUUCCUGCCCAGACCGCCGUCCCCACGGUAACCGGUCAGCUGAUGAGUUUGGAGGAAAUCGAUUGUGGUUUUGGGGUGCAGAAAUAUCUGGUGCGCUUGUUGACCUUCCUGCCCGGCACCACGAUAGCGCAGGUGACCUGCACUCCGCAGCUUUUAUAUGAAGUUGGAAGAACAGCCGCCACCAUGGACACCAUUCUGCUGCAGAUGGAGCAUCCGCACCUGAGGGCUCUUCAGAGGGAGAACUUCAUCUGGAGAUUAGCGAGUGUUCCUCUGUUAGAGCAGUUCUUGUCUGUCCUGGAUGGAGAUCCGCUGCAGGAGGUGGUGAAGAAGGUUAUUGAACAGUUCAAAACCCGUGUGGUGCCGAAGCUGAACUCCUUCCGCAAAUGUAUUAACCACGGAGACUUUAAUGAACAGAACAUUCUGGUUGAACCGGAUGGACCGUCCAGCUACAGGAUCAGUGGCAUUCUGGACUUUGGAGAUAUGAGCAGCGGGUAUUUUGUGUUUGAGCUGGCCAUCACCAUCAUGUACAUGAUGAUCAAGAGGCCCAGGCCGUUAGCGGUGGGGGCAGCGGUGUUGGCGGGCUGGGAGAGCGUAAUUCCCCUGAAUCCAGAGGAGAGAGACGUGCUGUACCUGCUGGUUCUGAGCCGCUUCUGUCAGUCUCUGGUUCUGGCUCACUACACUGUUCUCCAGCAGCCCGAAAACGAGGAGUACCUGAUGGUCACGGCAAGGCCUGGUGCCCAGCUGCUGCAGCUGCUCUGGGAGACGGGCAGAGGCGAGGUGGAGAAGAUCUGGUUCAGCGGCGCCGCAGAGUUCAUACAGAACAGCCUUAGAACAGACGGAGUUAAUAACUAGUAGAACUGGAGGAGACUUUUAAUCUGAGUCUGAGUUUAUUCAGCCUCUCAUAUUAUUCAGUGUUAAAACGCCUUGAAGGGCCAUUAUCAUGGAAAACUAAAGUGCUGUAGCUCCAUCUAUUCAGUUUAUAGUAGUUUAGCCCCACCCAUUCAGCUACAGCAGUUUAGCCCCGCCCAUUCAGCCUGCAGUAGUUUAGCCCCGCCCAUUCAGCCUGCAGUAAUUUAGCCCCACCCAUUCAG
Molecule: messenger RNA, 1860 nt
Organism: Pygocentrus nattereri (red-bellied piranha)
Lineage: Eukaryota; Metazoa; Chordata; Actinopteri; Characiformes; Serrasalmidae
Gene: hykk.2
Product: hydroxylysine kinase, tandem duplicate 2
Exons: 4
Coding region: 527-1621 (364 amino acids)
Molecular function (GO): amino acid kinase activity
Source: RefSeq, a predicted model, not a curated record